CUGUGCCUAAAGCAAAUGCAGAAGCGACCAUGCCGAGAACAGGUACCAGUACCCCGGGUCCACGUUUUCUCCGUUUCAAGUAGCUCGCUAGAAGCUCUUCCUUUCGUACGCAACAACGGCGAACAACCACUUGGCUCACUGUUGCGUGGAACGGCUGAUCGAACUGACAACUCUCACACGACAAGCUGAGUAAGUGGUGAAGGGUAUCUCCGCUAUAGUAUUCCCAGAAACUGUCUUCUACCAUAUUCCAUGAAAGAACUUCCUAAGCCGCUUGGCUCUACAGCAAGUGACCUUUGCAGCCAUCGUGGACCUGGUUGUUGGCUAUCAUGUCUCUCACAAUGACAGAAAUCAGCUUCCCUUUCAUUGUCUCAAACGGGCCAAAGGUGCCUAAGGAGGCUAGGACGACCAUACGAAAGCAAGCCAUGAAAGACGUGGGCAUCGCUCGAAAGAAAAGAGGAAGCUAUGGUCGAGUCAAUAUGCGCCAGUUGCCGGUGUACGAAAAUGCGGAAGCUUCCACCGCCCAAAUCAGGGCAGCAGUCUUAAUGCCAAGCAGUGAAUCGCCAACGGUUGACAGCAGCCAGGCCAGAUCAAGGGCUCGGAAAUCUGCCCUAUCAGGCUCGACCCAUGCGCGCACUGCGUCAACUAAACCCUCAAGAACACUGGUACUUAAUGAAUGUGACGAGCAAAGUGUGUCGCCCUACCUGGCUGACAAAGAUGUGGCGUGCGAUGUUGUCCUGCGUUCCAUGGCGCCUUAUCCAAAUUACGAGCGUGCCUGCGCAAAAUUCGGGCUGGAGCUCACAAGCUUGGCGAUACUGACCAAUUUCAACGUGGGCAAGAGCACAAUCGCUAUGCUCUCUUCCGACCCUAGCCGCUUAGCGUCUCUUCUCGGCCACAAGAAGUGCUCAUAUCUGGACUACGUUCCUGCGUAUUAUGGCUCGAGCGAGUGUCUUACGGCUGCCACAGACUGUUUGCUUGCCAGGGUACACACGUUUCUGGCACCGAAAGAAGAGUGCCAAGCGGUGUGCAAUUGGCUGUAUGGCAAGGCACUUCGCAGUCUGCAGGAUGCCCUUAACUCCGAUUCCUUGGCUGUAAGUGCCGAUGUACUAUGCGCCACACAGCUGCUGAGUCUCCACGAGGUCGGUCUUUCGAUCCUUCUUCUUAUUGCAGAUACUGAUCUGCAGCCCAGCUUCUUGACCCCUCGAGAGAUACUGCCUGGUCUCACCAUGUACAAGGAUCUGCGCGACUCGUGCGUCACAGGUCAGUCGCACGCUUCAAGACGGAGUUUGAGCAAGCCCUGUUCAAAGCGCAUGUUGGCGGAGUCGUGUCGGAAUGUCUGCUCAACAACACACAUUGCUAUCUCGAACAGCCCGAAUGGUUGGAACUCUAUCUGUCGUUAAGCACCGAGACAAAAUUCUUGACGCAGUGCAGCACACUUACCGUGAAGUUGCGCCUUGCCAUGAUUGCGCUUCCGGGCUUGUGGCACGACAUUGGCGAAGCUGUCAACAGUGACGGCUUCCUCUUCCCACCACUAUACACCUUGGAAAGUCGCUGCCGAAAGUUGCACGCAGACCUACUUCACUGGCUCGAGCAAUACAAAGCCCACUGUGUCCGGCUGUCACUUGCCCAACUGCCGCAGUCGGAGUUGGCCUGGCGUAGGGAGCUCUUCGGCUCCGCGAUGGAGUGCCUUGCCAUUGUCAAACGGCUCUUAGCGACUGUCUGCGAAGCCGAGCGGCAGCCGUUGG
Baudoinia panamericana UAMH 10762 is the source of this 1742-nucleotide messenger RNA. RefSeq lists its product as uncharacterized. The transcript has a single exon. NCBI's taxonomy places the organism in Eukaryota, Fungi, Ascomycota, Dothideomycetes, Mycosphaerellales, Teratosphaeriaceae. The record is from RefSeq and is a predicted model, not a curated record. The coding region runs from base 327 to 1397 and encodes 356 amino acids.